AUGUGGAGGCGUUCUAUCUCGAUUUUAAGGCCGUCACCAACAACAGUGAUUCCAUCCAAUGUGUUGAGCGGAUCACAAUUAGAAUUGAAACCAUUGUUUGAUAACCAUGCUGAAACCACUAGAGAGGAUGGAUCUAAUGUUACUACUACACAAUUCCAACUAUUGGGGGACAACCCGACAUUAGCCUCGAUACAAGUUUCACCUUCGAUCCCAUUAUAUGUGAGGCACAACUCUAUCGUAUCGAUACACGAUUCCGAUAGAUUAUCCAACGUUAAUGUUUCUUAUAAUAAAUGGUUCACGUUUUGGCCUACUCUUUCGUUAAGCAGAUUUGAUAAACUUGUGGGAACCAACACCUUCAACUGUUUGGUAUCAUCUCGUAAGUCUUCAGAUACGCUAUCUGUAUUACAGUUAAACGGUACACAGGAUUGGAUAGUAUUGAACCCAAAGAGCGUAGUAUCUUUUGAAGGGAAUUCUUCGCUCUCCAUCCAAUGGUUCCACAAAUGGUUAAACUAUUUCAGAUGGAUAUCGAAUAAGGUGACGGUUCUCAGGAGCUACGGGAAACUGUCGGGACGUGGUAACGUUUUGUUAAAUGGGAAUGGAUCUGUCUAUAAACUAGAGUUAAAAUCAGAAGAUGAUCAAAUUAUAUUACAAAAGAACAGAAUUCUAGCCUUCAAUGGUUUGAACAAAUUAGAUUUUAAGCAGGCUGUCACUUUUGAACAGACCUCAAAAUCGCUUGAAUCUGAUUCACAACCAGAAACGAUACACAAUAACGAGGACAAAAUUGCCUUCAUGAAAACUGUUAACACAACCUUAGAGUUUUUGAAGACACGUUGGCACACGAUGAGCAAUACCGAUUUCGUCAGGGUUAAGGGACCAAGAACAGUUCUCGUUCAGACCGAUGCCAAAUCGUCUGCUCAAACAUGGCCCACAUCUACACUAUCUCUUAAACCAGCAAAAAAUUAUCUAAGCUUUGCCAAAAUUGAUAAUGGGUCUGUAAACUUCAAGAACACGACAUCUCUUUUGGAAAAGAAGUGA
This is a messenger RNA of Kluyveromyces lactis, 1035 nucleotides long. It is a transcript of the gene AIM24, whose product is annotated as Aim24p. Gene Ontology annotation, cellular component: mitochondrial inner membrane. The record is from RefSeq and is a predicted model, not a curated record. Gene Ontology annotation, biological process: inner mitochondrial membrane organization. The transcript has a single exon. The coding region runs from base 1 to 1035 and encodes 344 amino acids. Lineage: Eukaryota; Fungi; Ascomycota; Saccharomycetes; Saccharomycetales; Saccharomycetaceae.